AUGAUGAAUGCUGAGGACCAAAUUCUAUCAAUAGAGUUGUUGCAAGAUCAAGGUAUUAAUGCAAGUGAUAUUACCAAGCUUAAAAUGGCAGGUAUUCAUUCUAUUGCAACAAUUUUAUCAACCACAAGAAGAAACCUUAUUAAGAUUAAAGGAUUAAGUGAAAUAAAAGUCGAAAAGAUCAAAGAAGCAGCUGGUAAAAUUAAAGUAAUUGCAGAACAAAGAGAAAAUGUAUUUACAAUUUCAACAGGAUCAAAACAAUUUGAUGAAAUAUUAGGUGGUGGUAUUACAUCAAUGAGUAUAACAGAAGUAUUUGGAGAAUAUAGAUGUGGUAAAACUCAAUUAUGUCAUACAUUAUGUGUUUCAGCUCAAUUAAGUAAAGAAUUAGGUGGUGCAGAAGGUAAAGUUGCAUAUAUUGAUACUGAAGGUACUUUCAGACCAGAUAGAAUUAAAUCAAUAGCAGAAAGAUUUGAAGUUGAUCCUCAAACAUGUUUAGAAAAUAUUGCAUAUGCAAGAGCUUUAAAUAGUGAACAUCAAGUUGAAUUAAUUGAACAAUUAGGUAAUGAAUUAUCAAAUGGUCAAUAUAGAUUAUUAAUUAUUGAUUCUAUAUUAGCAUGUUUUAGAGUUGAUUAUUCAGGUAGAGGUGAAUUAAAUGAAAGACAACAAAAAUUAAAUCAACAUUUAGCUUAUUUAACAAGAUUAUCAGAAGAUUAUAAUAUUGCAAUUUUUUUAACAAAUCAAGUUCAAAGUGAUCCUGGUGCAAGUUCAUUAUUUGCUGCUGCUGAUGGUAGAAAACCAGUGGGAGGUCAUGUUUUAGCUCAUGCUUCUGCUACAAGAAUAUUAUUAAGGAAAGGUAGAGGGGAAGAAAGAGUUGGUAAAUUAAUGGAUAGUCCAAAUAUGCCUGAAAAAGAAUGUGUUUAUGUUAUUAGUGAAGGUGGAAUAAAAGAUUCAGAAUGA
Molecule: messenger RNA, 954 nt
Organism: Lodderomyces jiufengensis
Lineage: Eukaryota; Fungi; Ascomycota; Pichiomycetes; Serinales; Debaryomycetaceae
Gene: DLH1
Product: recombinase
Exons: 3
Coding region: 1-954 (317 amino acids)
Biological process (GO): mitotic recombination; DNA recombinase assembly; chromosome organization involved in meiotic cell cycle
Cellular component (GO): condensed nuclear chromosome; nucleus
Molecular function (GO): DNA strand exchange activity; single-stranded DNA binding; double-stranded DNA binding
Source: RefSeq, a predicted model, not a curated record